CCACUUUAUAAUCUACGGCUAACUCCGUACUAUGAUGUUUAUACUAAAUGUAUGCAUCCCAAUAUAGGAAAAAUUAGUCAUAUAGUAACAGCUCGACUCUAACAGAUUCCGAUGUAUUUAUUUGUGCUCCUAUAAGCUGGAAUAUUAGAAAACCUACUGCCUACCCUCAUGGUUUUUUUCUGUUUCUUGGUGGAUCAAAGAAGGAAGAUUAGGAGAAGCAAGCCGGUGGCCGGAUCAUGUUCGCGCUGCGGCAGAGGAGCUAGCGUGGCUGACAUGAGAACUGCCACCAGGUUUUGUUGUAUUCCAUUUUAUUGGAAAUCUUGGAAAGCUAUUAUGUGUACGUUUUGUGGAGCUAUUCUUAAAUCUUACAGAUAGAAGUUUUUUCAUGAGACAUUUAUCAGAUUUAUUCAUUACUGCAACUCUUUCUACUACUUCUUAAUUAACUAUACACGUAUAGAUGAGGAAACUCUGUUCUUCUUCUUGUUUUUGUGUUUUUUUCCUCAAGUUUUUUCUUUUAGUAGAGGAAGAGAAUUUUCGUUUUCAGCUGUAAGAGAUGCGAGCUUGAGAUCUUGCGAUGUCCAUAUAUAUAUGUAUUUGAAUUGAUAGUUUCA
Molecule: messenger RNA, 611 nt
Organism: Manihot esculenta (cassava)
Lineage: Eukaryota; Viridiplantae; Streptophyta; Magnoliopsida; Malpighiales; Euphorbiaceae
Exons: 1
Coding region: 169-375 (68 amino acids)
Source: RefSeq, a predicted model, not a curated record